AGCAGCUUGCAGCCCAGCGCGCCCGGCGGCGCCCCCGCGGCGGCCGCGGCCCGGCGCGCAGCCAGCAUGACUGCCGGGAGGCAGGCGAGCGCGCGCAGCCCGUCGGCCAGGCACAGGUCGAGCAGCAGGGGCCUUGGGGUCACCUCCUCCUCGGGCCAGCCACCUCAAGCCGUCUGUGUUGCGUGUCAUGCAGUGGGACAGCGCCUUGGCCUGGACCCCCACAUCACCCACGCCCUAGUUCUGCCUCUCACUGCCUAGAGCUGUGGCCUCGGUCCCUCCCUGGUGCCACGGCUGCCGAGUGCGCUUCGAACCUGAAGAAAAUCUACACGGUGGAGACAGUACAGAUAUUCUGGAGCGUGUACAAUAAUAUCCCUCCUGUGACCAACCUACCCUUGCGAUGUAGUUACCACUUAAUGAGAGAAGAGAGGCGGCCGCUCUGGGAAGAGGAGAGUAAUGCGCAGGGCGGCGUGUGGAAGAUGAAAGUCCCCAAGGACAGCACGUCCACAGUUUGGAAAGAGCUGUUGUUAGCAACUAUUGGGGAGCAGUUCACGGACUGUGUGGCAGCAGAUGACGAGGUCAUAGGAGUGAGUGUCAGUGUCCGGGACCGAGAGGAUGUGGUCCAAGUGUGGAACGCCAACGCCUCGUUAGCAGGCCAAGCCACAGUUCUAGAAAAGAUCCAUGAACUUCUGCCCCACAUAUCUUUUAAAGCAGUAUUUUAUAAACCCCAUGAAGAGCAUCAUGCUUUUGAAGGUGGACGUGGAAAACACUAAUUGCACUCUGUAAAGAAUUCUUUGUCCUUUGCUGAUUGGUUUUGGAAACGGUCUUAACAGGAGGGAGAGUGAAGAGAAGACCUGCCGCAGCCCGGAGCUGGUCCAUUUAGAGUGGGUUUCUGUCCUUGCAGACUGGGCAAAAUAGGCUUCGGAGUGGCAGGUGGGGGGAGGGGAGGGGAGGGCGAGGAUGUGGGUUUCUAUCGUCAUGUUACUUGCUGUCUUGGAAAAACAGGAUUUUUUUUUUUCUUUUUAAAUUCUGUUUUCAUCCUGGUUUUUUUUUUCCUUUAAAUUCUUUAUCCCAUCUAAUUAUUGUUUUCUACACUCCCCUUUCAAGGAGGUACACAAAAUGAGUUUCCCUCUAAGUAGCUCUGCUGUACCUAGUUACUGAGAAUGUGCGUAGUCAUGACAAUGCUGCCUUUGCAAACCGCACUGGACAAGGGGGAGUCAGAGCCUGGCGAGGCCUGUCUCCUGACUGUCUGUCGGGACUCAGGCCUGCUCCCCUGCAGCCUGGUUCCAGUCUCUGCUCUGCCAGGCAAAAGGAAAACUGGGCUUAAUCUGAUUUUGUCCUCAGAGCACCCACUGCUUUUAUUUUUCAUUUUUAAAACAUCUUCUUGUUUUUGUAGCUAGUGAGAAGAAGAAAAUAAUAGUUGGGUUUAUCUAACAUGGAAACUGUCAUCACAGUUCAGAUCAACCUAUAAAUACCAGACCCCAAGUCUUUGGCCCCUCUAAGCAGAAUUUCAGUUCACCCCUUGGCUGUUCAAUGAGAGGCUUAGAGUGGGAGCGAGAGACUGCUCCCAGGAAGAGGCCUGGUAUUUCUGAUUUCAAGAGAAAGUGAUAUUUUAAUUGCUUCAACUAAGAUUCUGCCAAAGGGUGGGGUAUGUCUGCCCACUGAGGGCUUGCCAUGUCCAUCCUAGCCCUGUUUUUGUGCCUUUUUUUUCCUGCUCACCUGCAGGGGUCCCUUCUGGUCCUCCUCGGUAGUCUUCCAGUUUGGGCCAUACCCUCUUCCCUUUCUGAGUCAAGUCUCAGAGACUAGGUGGAGAUGAACACUCACUAAGGUGAACGUGGAGUGUAUUGCCUGCAUAAGAACUAUUGGAAUAGUCGCUGUUGAGUAUACUGUCCCUCCAAUGAAACACUGGUUUUCAUGGAAGGAGCCGGUCACCCUGUGCAGUGCUGAGACUGACCGGGAAUACACUGUUUCCCUGUCUUAACUUGGCCCGGCA
Molecule: messenger RNA, 1990 nt
Organism: Ochotona princeps (American pika)
Lineage: Eukaryota; Metazoa; Chordata; Mammalia; Lagomorpha; Ochotonidae
Gene: EIF4E3
Product: eukaryotic translation initiation factor 4E family member 3
Exons: 8
Coding region: 414-770 (118 amino acids)
Biological process (GO): translational initiation
Cellular component (GO): eukaryotic translation initiation factor 4F complex
Molecular function (GO): RNA 7-methylguanosine cap binding; translation initiation factor activity
Source: RefSeq, a predicted model, not a curated record